GACUUUCUGCCUAGUAUGUCAGUUAGGCAACUCUGCCUUGAGUAAAGUGCUGAGCACGGAAAUGCGAUGAACUGGUGAAAACAAGAAUUCUAUUGAGAUUAUAAAGAGAGACAGAAGACUUGGCGCCUCACAAACUCCCUGGCCUCCGCUUAAAAUGGCAGAGUUAAAGUACAUUUCUGGAUUUGGGAACGAGUGUGCUUCAGAGGACCCUCGCUGCCCGGGUUCUCUGCCAGAAGGACAGAAUAAUCCGCAAGUCUGCCCCUACAAUCUCUACGCGGAGCAGCUCUCGGGAUCAGCCUUCACUUGUCCACGGAGCACCAAUAAGAGAAGCUGGCUGUAUAGGAUCCUCCCGUCAGUGUCUCACAAGCCCUUUGAGUCCAUUGACCAAGGCCAUGUCACUCACAACUGGGAUGAAGUUGGCCCUGAUCCUAACCAGCUUAGAUGGAAACCGUUCGAGAUUCCAAAAACGUCUCAGAAGAAAGUGGACUUUGUGAGCGUAAGUGGAUCUUCUCCAAGCCUUCCCGCUGCCCUCCUGUGUCCUGCGGGGCUGCACACCUUGUGUGGAGCUGGAGACAUCAAGUCUAACAACGGGCUUGCUAUUCACAUUUUCCUGUGUAACACCUCCAUGGAGGACAGAUGCUUUUACAAUUCGGAUGGGGAUUUCCUGAUUGUUCCCCAGAAAGGGAAGCUUCUCAUUUACACAGAGUUUGGCAAGAUGCUCCUGCAGCCCAACGAGAUCUGCGUCAUUCAGCUGCUGUUAUUUUUGGACCCAAUGAGAGGGUUUCUACUGCUGUCAGAAGACACCAUGGUCUCGCUUACAGUUUCAGAGGUUCAGUCCAUUAUCAUCAUGGCAAAGAGCGUGAGAGGAAUGCGAUUCAGCGUCGAUGUCUUCGAGGAGACCAGGGGCUACAUCCUGGAGGUCUACGGUGUCCACUUUGAGUUACCUGACCUGGGACCCAUUGGAGCAAACGGCUUGGCCAAUCCUCGUGAUUUCUUGAUCCCUGUUGCCUGGUAUGAAGAUCGUCAAGUGCCAGGAGGCUACACUGUGAUUAAUAAAUACCAAGGCAAGCUGUUUGCUUCCAAACAGAGUGUCUCCCCGUUCAAUGUUGUGGCCUGGCACGGAAACUAUACGCCCUACAAGUACAACCUAGAGAACUUCAUGGUGAUCAAUGCAGUGGCCUUUGACCAUGCGGAUCCUUCCAUUUUCACAGUGCUCACGGCCAAGUCUACCCGACCUGGAGUGGCCAUUGCUGACUUUGUCAUCUUCCCACCUCGGUGGGGGGUGGCAAAUAAGACCUUCCGGCCUCCUUAUUACCACAGGAACUGCAUGAGUGAAUUCAUGGGACUCAUCAAAGGUCACUAUGAGGCAAAGCAAGGUGGAUUCCUGCCAGGGGGAGGCAGCCUGCACAGUGCCAUGACCCCUCACGGUCCGGAUGCAGACUGCUUUGAGAAGGCCAGCAAGGCCCAGUUGGCACCCGAGCGGAUUGCUGAUGGUACCAUGGCAUUUAUGUUUGAGUCUUCAUUGAGCUUGGCAGUCACCAAGUGGGGACUCAAGACCUGCAACUGUCUGGAUGAGAACUACUACAAGUGCUGGGAGCCUCUCAGGAGCCACUUCACCCCCAAUUCCAGGGACCCCACAGGACCUAAGUGAGACCGAAGCUGCUCCUGUAAUUGAGAAUGGAUUCACAUGGUUCCCUUGAGACUCUCACACCCUCUGGGGACACAGGGACUCACUUUUCACAGUCAAGGAAUUCAGUGUGUUUGUGGAAACGCAUUUGGAAAUGUCUGUGGCUUUCUGUUCCUCAGUAAAUAAGUGUUCUGUG
This is a messenger RNA of Alexandromys fortis (reed vole), 1823 nucleotides long. It is a transcript of the gene Hgd, whose product is annotated as homogentisate 1,2-dioxygenase. NCBI's taxonomy places the organism in Eukaryota, Metazoa, Chordata, Mammalia, Rodentia, Cricetidae. The coding region runs from base 155 to 1651 and encodes 498 amino acids. Gene Ontology annotation, biological process: L-phenylalanine catabolic process. Gene Ontology annotation, cellular component: cytoplasm. Gene Ontology annotation, molecular function: homogentisate 1,2-dioxygenase activity. The record is from RefSeq and is a predicted model, not a curated record. The transcript is spliced from 16 exons.